Macadamia integrifolia is the source of this 471-nucleotide messenger RNA. RefSeq lists its product as uncharacterized. Bases 1 to 471 code for a protein of 156 amino acids. The transcript has a single exon. NCBI's taxonomy places the organism in Eukaryota, Viridiplantae, Streptophyta, Magnoliopsida, Proteales, Proteaceae. The record is from RefSeq and is a predicted model, not a curated record.
AUGACUCGAGAGAUCGUGCUCCGCCACCAUUCCCUGAACCGACGACGCCAACCAUUGCUAGCGAGCCAGCAGUCAGCGAGGAAAGAGAAUUUGCGAUUAGGGGAAGUCGCCGGUGGGACGGCGGCAGAGUGCGCCGCCGUAUGUUGCUGUUGCCCAUGUGGGCUGGUGAACCUUUUUGUCCUGGCCGUGUACAAGUUACCUGCGGGGCUUUGUAGGAAAGCGUUGCAUAAGGAGAAGAAGCCGCUGAGUUUCAAGAGCGGUCUCCUUACGCAGAGGCGUAGAUGCAUGUGCGAUUUCCAAGAGAAGGAGGUUCACAUACCUCCUGUAUCAACAGAAUCCAAGCUUUCCACAGCUUCGAAAAUUCCAGAUAACGAUGACCCAUCGGUCAAGAAGGUUCUAGAAUUGGAAAAGGAGAUGUGGGAUAGCUUCUACGGUACAGGUUUCUGGAGAAGCCCUUCCCAGAGACAGUAG